Molecule: messenger RNA, 1668 nt
Organism: Monoraphidium neglectum
Lineage: Eukaryota; Viridiplantae; Chlorophyta; Chlorophyceae; Sphaeropleales; Selenastraceae
Exons: 5
Coding region: 1-1668 (555 amino acids)
Biological process (GO): peptidyl-lysine monomethylation
Molecular function (GO): protein-lysine N-methyltransferase activity
Source: RefSeq, a predicted model, not a curated record
AUGCGAGGCCUCGAGGCGACGCGCGCUGCUGUGGCUGGUGACGUGCUGCUGUCACUCCCGACUGCGUUCUGCCUAUCCAUCACUACCUGCACCCACGGUCUGGCGCUCGCGCCGCGCCUGCAGCAGCUGCGUGGCCUGGGCGGCGACGACGAGGACGUGGUCGUGGUGGCGGACGCGCUGGUGCUGCUGGCCGAGGCGCUGGUGGCGGGGGAGGCCAGCCCCUGGAGCAACUUCUUGGAGACGCUGCCGCGCGAGUAUGACACGCCCCUCAACUACACAUCCCCGGGCUGCUCCGCGCUCCUGGAGGCGUUGCCAUGCCUGGCUGACGCAGCGCAGGGCCGCCGCAACGCACUCCUGCGCGCGCUCCCAACCGUGCGCGCCGCGCUCCAGGCGCUGCCCGGCGGCGCGUUGGUCCGCCGCAUGAGCGACUGCGCGCUGCUGUCGGCGAUGACGUGGGCGGCCGCCGCGACAGGCACGCGCAUGCUGGCGCUCUCGGCGCGCGACGCGACAGAGGCGUCCGCGGCGCGGUUCGGCGCGGGGAGCGGCGGCGCGGCGCGCGUGCGGCUGCCGGGGUGGAUGCCGGACGUCGGUGUGAUGGUACCCCUGGUAGACCUGCUGAACCACCCUGGCCCGGGGCAGCUGGCCUCGCCGCCCUGCGGCCGCUACACGCCGCGUCAGGCCAACUGCCGCGUCGACGGCACUGCGUCCGCCUUCACCGUCACCGCCACGCGCGUCAUCUCCCCGGGUGACGCGCUGCUGUUCGACUACCGCCUGAUGGAGAGCUCGUACUGCAACUGGCGGUGGCUGCUGGAGUACGGCCUCACACUGGAGGAGACAGGGGAGGACGCUGCCGCCACCGCUGCCACUGCUACCGACGUCGGAGAUGGGGGUGGCGGCCGCGGCAGCGGGCUGCAGCUGUACGACCAGCGCGGCGAGCCUGUGGAGCCGGCGGAGCCAGAGGCGCCCGCAGCGGAAGCCACGGCGGUGCCAGCGGUUGCUUACGACAAAAACGGUGACCCCAUUCCGACGGAGGAGGGCGGCGGCGCGGCUGCGGGGGCUGAUGGCCGCGCAGCUGCUUUGCCGCUGCGGCCGCUGGACUGCUUUGGGUUCCGCCUGUCACUGGACGAGCUGCUGCAGCAAAACGGCAGCAGCGGCGGCAGCAGCGGCGGCAGCGCGACUGAGGCGGGCCUGGCGGACGCUAGGAGCGCCGCUGCGGCGCGGCUCACGGCGGCGGGUCUGGGGGAGGCGCUGGACGCGGAGGUGCGCGGCGGCCGCAUCGACGCGGGGCUGCUGCGGUGGAUCGGCAUAGCCCUCGGGACGUUCCGGGACGUCGGGGCCGCGGGCGCAGGCCGGGGCCCCCGAGGCGCCGAGGACGAGGCCGCGCUCCUGCAGCGGCUGCAGAGCAUACAGGGCGCCGCCGGCCAGCUGGCGGACGUGCUGCGGCGGCGCCGCCCGGCGGCGGCGGCGGCGCUGGCUGCUGCGCCGGCGGCGGAGUGCGGCCAGUGCCCGCGGCUGCCGGCCGUGGUAGGGGCGGCCCUGGGGUCGCUGGACGCAGCGGUGGUGCGGCUGUCAACGCUAGCGGCGGACGGGGAGGCACUGGGCCGGGUGUUCACGCAGCCAUGGCUUGCGGCGCAUCACCGACGCCAGCAGCAGCAGGGCGAGCGGUAG